AGAGAAAGACAAAAAUUUAGGGUUUCGAAAAAGAGAAGAAAAAAAAUCAUGUCAUCAUCCAAAGAACAUCAUCCUGAAUCAUUGGCGACCAAAGAAGAUCUCCUUGACUCAUCUGCGAAGAAGAUCACCCUCAAGAGUUAUGACGGUGAAACCUUUGAUAUCGAAGAGGCAGUGGCAUUAGAAUCUCAAACUAUCAAGCAUUUGAUCGAUGAUGUUUCCGACGACACUGGAAUCCCUAUUCCGAAUGUAACUGGCAAGAUCUUGGCUAAGGUUAUCGAGUAUUGCAAGAAACAUGUUGAAUAUGCAAGAUCCAAUGAAAAACCACCGGAGGAUGAACUUAAGAAGUGGGAUGCUGAAUUCGUCCAGGUUGAUCAAGAAACCCUCUUCGAUCUCAUCUUGGCUGCUAACUAUUUGAACAUCAAGAGUCUUUUGGAUCUUACUUGUAAGAGUGUGGCAGACAUGAUGUUGGCGGCUAAGACGCCAGAGGCGAUCCGUGAGACAUUCAACAUUAAGAAUGAUUACAGUCCUGAGGAAGAGCAGAAAAUUCGUAGCGAAAAUCAAUGGGCUUUUGAAUGA
Molecule: messenger RNA, 576 nt
Organism: Medicago truncatula (barrel medic)
Lineage: Eukaryota; Viridiplantae; Streptophyta; Magnoliopsida; Fabales; Fabaceae
Product: SKP1-like protein 1A
Exons: 1
Coding region: 49-576 (175 amino acids)
Biological process (GO): ubiquitin-dependent protein catabolic process
Source: RefSeq, a predicted model, not a curated record